AUGGCAGUAGUGACCUGGAGACUGUGGAAGCGAAGGAAUGAAGUGAUUUUUCAGAAUGAAUUUACCAGCCCUUUGUCGUUAAUGAAGCAAGUCAAUCAGAAACUCCAAGACCUUAAGCUGCUGCAACAUCCCACGCAAAUAAUUCCAGCCAUGCAGGAAGAAAGAGUAGAACCAUUACAGGUCUGGAAAGCGCCUCCUUACGGUUACUACAAAAUCAACUGGGACGCAGCAGUCGACCACAAGAACCAAAGAGUGGGUAUUGGAGUAAUUAUAAGGGACAGUGAUGGACAAGUAAUAGGCACAAUGAGAAAGAACAAGUUCCUUAAUCCAGACCCCCACCUAGCCGAGGCAUGCGCGGCUCUCCAUGCAGUAUUGCUGGGAUCUAACAUUGGCUUGCGAAAUAUUUUCCUUGAGGGGGAUGCUCUAAACGUGGUUAAUGCCAUCAACGGAGUAGGAGAACACUGGGGACAAGCCGGAAUGGUAAUUGUUGAUAUACAGGAAAUUCUCAACUGUUUUAAUUCCUGGUUUGUGGCUUACUCUCAGAGAUCGACGAAUCAGGUGGCACAUGUGUUAGCAAGAAAUGCCCUCAGCAUUGAAGGGGAACUUAUUGAACUGGAAGAAAUUCCGAGUUGUAUUAUUUCAAUGUUGCAGAAUCCUUUUUGA
Messenger RNA from Carya illinoinensis, 663 nucleotides. RefSeq lists its product as uncharacterized. Gene Ontology annotation, molecular function: nucleic acid binding; RNA-DNA hybrid ribonuclease activity. Lineage: Eukaryota; Viridiplantae; Streptophyta; Magnoliopsida; Fagales; Juglandaceae. The transcript has a single exon. The coding region runs from base 1 to 663 and encodes 220 amino acids. The record is from RefSeq and is a predicted model, not a curated record.